This is a messenger RNA of Lampris incognitus (smalleye Pacific opah), 2968 nucleotides long. It is a transcript of the gene tsg101a, whose product is annotated as tumor susceptibility 101a. Gene Ontology annotation, biological process: protein modification process; endosome to lysosome transport; protein transport. The transcript is spliced from 10 exons. Gene Ontology annotation, cellular component: ESCRT I complex. Bases 334 to 1506 code for a protein of 390 amino acids. Gene Ontology annotation, molecular function: ubiquitin binding. The record is from RefSeq and is a predicted model, not a curated record. NCBI's taxonomy places the organism in Eukaryota, Metazoa, Chordata, Actinopteri, Lampriformes, Lampridae.
UCGGCCGAUGACAUCGAAUGUUAGCUGUUUAUUUUAUUUUUUUGUCUUAGCUCUCCAUAGUACAUAUAGUUUUUACGUCCUAUCGUGCCAGGUCAUUUUAGUUUGGCGUAAACAAGAGACACUUCUCCGGUUAUUUAACUGAAGGUUUUCUCAGGAGAACGCUGCCCUACUUUUAUCCAGGGCCUGGGCUAGGCUAACGUUAGCUUAGCAUUCACUGUAGGCUAGCUAGCAGGCGUUAGCUUGUCUCAGCUAAUCUAUUCUCCAGCUGCCUGCAAAAGUCAAAGACCUAAACUACUAACAAAGUCGUUUAAACUGUUAAAUCUGUCUUAAAACAUGGCAGUUGUCAACGACAGUGGCCUGAAGAAAAUGCUAAAGCAAUACAAAUACAGAGACUUGACUGUCCGUGAGAUAAUCAGUGUCAUCUCAUUUUACAAGGACCUAAAGCCUGUUAUGGAUUCCUAUGUGUUCAAUGAUGGCUCCACAAGAGACCUGAUGAGUUUGGCAGGAACUGUUCCAGUCAGCUACAGAGGUAACGUGUACAACAUCCCAGUAUGUCUUUGGCUACUUGACACAUACCCCUACAACCCCCCUAUAUGUUUUGUCAAGCCUACUAGUGCCAUGAUGAUCAAAACUGGCAAGCACAUUGACGCAAACGGCAAGAUCUACCUUCCUUAUUUACACGAGUGGAAACAUCCCCAGUCAGACCUUUAUGGUCUGAUCCAGGUGAUGAUUGUGGUGUUUGGAGAAGAGCCUCCUGUUUUUUCUCGGCCAACCACACAGGCCCCCUAUCAGGCCUUCCAGGCUGCAGGACCCCCUAAUUCCUCCUACAUGCCAGGUAUGCCUGCAGGCUCACCCUAUGGACAAAAUUCCAACACUGGUGGUUACCCGGGUUACCAGUACCCAGGGGGUAACUCAUAUCCUGCGACAGCUGGUCCUGCACAUUACCCCUCCCAGACCCCCGUCUCCGCAGUAGGCCAAAGCAGAGAUGGCACCAUUGGUGAGGACACAAUUCGUGCAUCCUUGAUUUCAGCCGUGAGCGACAAGCUCCGCUGGAGGAUGAAGGAGGAGAUGGACAGAGCUCAGGCUGAACUGGAUGCCCUCAAACGGACUGAAGAGGAUCUGAAAAAGGGUCACCAGAAGCUAGAGGAGAUGGUCUCACGACUGGACCAGGAAGUAGCGGAGGUGGACAGGAACAUUGAGUUGUUGAAGAGGAAGGAUGAGGAACUGAGUGAGGCCUUGGAGAAGAUGGAGAACCAGUCAGAGAACAACGACAUUGAUGAUGUCAUCGUCCCCACAGCGCCACUCUACAAACAGAUCCUGAACCUGUAUGCUGAGGAGAACGCCAUUGAGGACACCAUCUUCUACCUCGGAGAGGCCCUUCGCAGGGGAGUCAUUGACCUUGAGGUUUUCCUCAAGCAUGUGCGCCUCCUGUCCAGGAAGCAGUUCCAGCUUCGUGCCCUGAUGCAGAAAGCCCGCAAGACUGCAGGGCUCAGUGAUCUCUACUGACCCAUAGUAAAUAUAUGGAAAUCAAUCUAAUUUUCUCUCCCUUAUUCUUCCAUAUUUCUCAAUGAAAACAAAGUUCCCUCUUCGUUUUAACUUUCCAUCUACAACCACCACCACCUCCCCACCAACAAAAAUUGAAAAACUGCAACAGGUAUGGAGAACUGGCCCUGUUUUGAUGAACAUAGGGAUGGUUUAAAGUUUACCCUGCAGCCGCAGUUUUUUUGGUCAUAUACCAGCUACUUCUUUAUUUGAGACAAUAAUGCAGUAACAGUCAUGACCCAGUUGUGAGACAUGACACCAUUGCUAUGCCUGUACUUUUGCCAAGACGGAAAACAAGACAAAGUUUACGGCAUUGAUAUGAAAAACACUAUAACCAACCUAGGUACAAGAUACUGUGGUCGACACAGAAAACAUGCUUACACCUUGCCACAUCAGUAGAGGUGAGUUUUGAACCAUUGCUGUCUUUAUGUAACAUAAGCUCUGAGUGUUCCCAGUGAGAAUGGGUCAUCAAAAAGAGCUAGCGAGGGUGUCUUAAUGUGUACCAAUAUUUGCUGCAUUCUAAGGUGGCCUACAAACCCUGCCCAAUAUCUGUAUAGUAGGUAAUGUCAUGUAGCUAGUAAGCACAAAUGAUUAGGGGUUAAAUUUGUAGAAACCCCGUUAUGUCUGAGCCCCUCAUAAUGAAAAGGUUAGCCUAUGAUAUAAAUACAUAGGGUAACCUUUCAGGAAGAAUAAGCAUUCAACCAUAGCACUGAAUGCUGUAUGAAGUCUUGGUUUUGUUCAGUAGCCGUGGAACCAGAGGAUCUCUUUUUAAAUGAGACGGAUAUUGAAAAGCACGAAUUUGUUCACUGAAUCUGCUACGAAACACAACCAUGGCUUCUGCACUUUUCACUUCCAUUGGUCCAAAGCUUUUCCCCUAUCCUCCGUCUCUGUCUCUUAUCGAUGGUGUGGGUGUGUCUUGUCAGCUGCUCAGGUCUACCCUUCCAGUCUGUUAUCUGAAUUAUCAGUUAACAGGCAAUCAUGUACAGUAGCUAUGCUCACAAACUGUAUAGUAUUGCUGUUGUUCAAGGUUGAUGACAGUCCUGACAUACUAUAUUCAAUAGUAUUCCUCAAGAAAUUGUAUGGUAGAAAUCUUUUUUUUCCCUCUGCUUUGUCUGUAUUUUUCCUUUACUGUCCACUCCCAAAUUCUCAGCUCUUCUGAGAUAGUGAGUUUAAUAGUAAAUGAGAGAAGUUGUAAGGAGUGUCAGAAGGUACAACAGAUAGAUAACUAUUGUACUAAUAAAAAAAAAUAACUUAUGUCAACUUUACAAACAGUUCUCCUUAAACUAGCUUUUUACUAAAUGCACUUUGAAUUGUAUGAUAGUACAUUUUUUUCCUUAUGUUUCCAAUUCAACAAUAGACCACCUGUUCUUUUAUAUCUGUAGAUUUUAUGUAAAUCAAUACAAUUAAAAGUCAGAUUUGAUGCUAA